AUGGCUUUCAGAAAUCUUUUUAGGAGUGCCCAAUUGAGUACCUUAAUGAACAGACUAGGGCAUUCAGAAAGUUACAGCUUUGCCCUUGAACUUGAAACAGCUAUAGUGAAUUCCUUGCAAGAAUCGUCUUUUUUGUUAACACCAGAGAUAAAACGUGACACAUCUUUACCUUCAGUUCUGCACUCUGAUUUCGAUAAUUUUGACAAAUUUGUUAACAAUAUAUCAGGAAGUAGGUCAAUACAUACUGCUCAUGGUAUUAUGAUGCAAGAUAAUGAUGGAUCGUUUGAUUCCGAAAAAAUACAAAUAACUCUUCAUACAAUUACCAAAUCAGGAGAGCGUUCAUUAAAAAUAAUUUUAGAUGGUGCAUUACCACCAUGCUAUGUUAACCACAGGGAUUGUCCGAAAAUGGAAAAGUCAAGAACUGUUACACCCAUUGACAAGAAAUUGGUCUACUGUAAACCAAAUAGAAUAAAUCAGAUAUGGUGUUUAUUGCGAUUAAUGUGUGGAACUGAUGAACAAGCUAUUUCAGGAUGGAGCGAAAUUAUUUCUGAGACUGGGGUUCAACCAAAGAGACAUACGACAAUUGAUUACUAUCCAGGUGUACACCACAUUACUACUGAAAAUUCACUGAAUGACUCGGGUACUCAGAAGAAGCUUCAAGAGAAGUUGGGCAAAAGUAUGUUAUCACAAUUAAUGUCUGCCUAUAUAAAGAUGAUUAGGAAGAAAAUGACAGGGUCUGGUGUGACUGAAAUACUAUUAGAGGCAGAGUUACCAUCAUCAUCAGUAGUUAAUCUCACAGAAUUAUAUAAAGAUAGAAAUGAAAAGAAUGUAGAAGCAGUAUUAUGUGAUUACAAUGUACAAAAAUUGUUAUCUGAAUUUCGCCAUUUAUAUAUUAAAUAG
Lottia gigantea (owl limpet) is the source of this 900-nucleotide messenger RNA. RefSeq lists its product as hypothetical. The record is from RefSeq and is a predicted model, not a curated record. The transcript is spliced from 3 exons. The coding region runs from base 1 to 900 and encodes 299 amino acids. Lineage: Eukaryota; Metazoa; Mollusca; Gastropoda; Lottiidae.